UAAAGAUUGACAGCAGCAGAGCUGUGUAGUAUUGUUUGUUGCUGUUAAUCGGUGCGAUGUUGUCGGCGACGUUGUGGGUCAUCCCACAGAUAGUGUCUUCUUUCCCUCCCAAGUAUCCGCAAAAUAAGCAGCAGCCUACAAGACAACACCUGCUCAGACUAAGCAAUUCUCCAAACUUUCAGUUGCCAUGCCAUUCACUCACACACCCCCAUCUUCCUCCUCAUCCUCCACCCAUGGACCCCACCUGUCUUGCUCUCCAGCUUCAGUCCUCCUCUACUCUUCAACAUGUUCAUAUCAUUCACUCCAUCAUUACUAGGCGCUUCAUUCAUUCUACUUUCCUCUUUAAUAACUUGAUUUCUGCUUAUAUUAGAUUCGCCCAACUCAUUUCUGCCCGGAAUCUGUUUGAUUCUAUGUCUAAACCAAAUGUUGUUUCUUGGACGGCUCUUCUUAAUGCCUACAUUACUUUCGGCUUGGAUUACCAAGCCUUUAGCUUCUUGGCAGCUCUUUUUCAUUCCGGUAUUCUCCCCAAUGCUAACACCUAUGUUUGUAUCCUCAAUUUCUCUACUCGCACUUUGGAUUUUCGGCUUGGCCAACAGAUUCAUGCUCGGAUUCUUAAACAAUGCUCUACUAAUUUGAUUCUUGAUACCGCUGUUUUGUAUUUCUAUGCACAAUGUGGUGACCUGGGAGAUAUGUUUCGUGCAUUUCAACGCAUCAAACACAGGGAUGUAGUCAGCUGGACAACUAUCAUCUCCGCUUGCUCACAACGCCAGUUGGGCCAGGAGGCUUUUGCCAUGUUUUUGCAAAUGUUAAACCAAGGAUUCGCUCCAAACGAGUUUACGUUGUCUAGUCUUCUCAAGGCUUGUGGGGAUGAGCAGGCAUUGGGAUUUGGAAGACAGCUACACGGGGCUGUUGUUAAACAGAUAUGUAAAAAUGAUGUUUUUAUUCAUACUUCACUGCUUGAUAUGUAUGCAAAAUGUGGGGAGAUCGUGCAUUCCAGGACAGUUUUCAACUGCAUGACAAAGAGGAAUACAGUUAGUUGGACGUCCAUGAUAGCAGGCUAUGCUCGGAAUGGGUUUGGUGAAGAGGCUAUUCAUCUCUUUCGAGUGAUGAGAAGGCGAAAAAUAUCUGCUAACAAGUUGACCAUGGUCAGUAUCCUAAAAGCAUGCGGCCUUGCUAGGGAUUUAGUUACUGGAAAGGAAAUGCAUGCACAGAUAGUGAAGAAUUGUAUUCACGGUAACAUCUACUUGGGAAGCACUCUUGUCUGGCUAUACUGUAGAUGUGGAGAGUACACUACUGCAUAUCACGUACUUGAAGGCUUGCCUCUCAAAGAUGUUGUUUCCUGGACUGCGAUGAUAUCUGGAUGUGCUCGCCCAGGCCACGAGGAUGAGGCCCUUAGAUUUUUGAAAGAAAUGUUAGGGGAAGGUGUAGAACCUAAUUCUUUCACAUAUUCAUCAGCUUUGAAAGCAUGUGCAAAACAGAAAAACAUCUGGCAAGGAAGAUUGCUUCACUCUUCAAUUAACAAGACCCCUGCUUUGUCUGAUGUUUUCGUGAGCAGCUCUUUGAUUAAUAUGUAUGCCAAAUGCGGAUGUGUUUCUGAAGCAACCCAAAUUUUUGACAGCAUGCCGGAAAGGAAUUUGAUAUCUUGGAAGGCUAUAAUAUUAUGUUAUGCAAAGAAUGGGUUUUGUGGAGAAGCUUUGAGGUUUAUGUACAGAAUGCAAGUAGAAGGUAUAGAGGUGGAUGAUUACAUACUCUCAACUGUUCUGACUACAUGCGGAGAUUUUGGUUGGAGCAAGGAAACUUCUCUAGAAAAUUGUUUGCUUGCGAAUUAAACUCUCAGACAAGUUGGAUCAUGACACAAUGCAAAUGUCCGUUUUUACUACAUACUCUCAAACAAUAUGCACAGAAUGUUGUUAGGUCAUAUAAACUACUUCGCUACAAUAGUUAGAAUUGAGAAUUUUGCACGUUGGAGCCGCAAUGUUGAUAAUUUUAGCUCCAAUAUAUAUCGCAGAAAAUUGGGAUUAUAAAUAAGCAAUAAUAAGCUUAUCUUAAAAAAAAAAAGAGCAAUAAUAAACCAAGAUUUUCUUUUAA
Messenger RNA from Daucus carota subsp. sativus, 2088 nucleotides. Its product is annotated as pentatricopeptide repeat-containing protein At4g18520, chloroplastic. Gene Ontology annotation, molecular function: RNA binding; protein binding. Gene Ontology annotation, biological process: RNA modification. Bases 57 to 1829 code for a protein of 590 amino acids. The record is from RefSeq and is a predicted model, not a curated record. Gene Ontology annotation, cellular component: intracellular membrane-bounded organelle. NCBI's taxonomy places the organism in Eukaryota, Viridiplantae, Streptophyta, Magnoliopsida, Apiales, Apiaceae. The transcript has a single exon.